Messenger RNA from Ambispora leptoticha, 447 nucleotides. The record is from the annotation of a GenBank genome assembly. Lineage: Eukaryota; Fungi; Glomeromycota; Glomeromycetes; Archaeosporales; Ambisporaceae.
CCAAUUGAAAUCGUUCCAAAAAAAUAUUACACGAUCGCAAUUUGUUCGAUAUUGUCUGUUGCGAUGGGCAUUCUCGACGAGGAAUUAAACAGGUGCGGGGUCUACGGAUACGUGGUGUUUACGAAUGAGUAUAAUACUUUGAAAACGUGCCCAAAGCCAUUCUUCAUCAUGCCCGCAGGAUUGUUGGGGGGAAAGUAUGAGUUGUUCGCUUGCAUGAUGCAAUUGAAUGCGUCUAUCCCAAGUGCCCAGCAAAGAGGAUCAACUACACCACCAAAGGAAGAGAUGCAAAUGCAGCUGCAACGUCGUUCUGCCUGGAGCAUCAGUCAUUUUGCUACUGGGCGCCAACACCUUCUCCUUUUAUUAAUGCCGAAUCAGAUAAGGUAUAGCCUUGCAACAAAUCUUUUUACAGUCAUCACCAGACUUGGUCCUCCACGAUUCCAUUCGUGA